Messenger RNA from Gongylonema pulchrum, 201 nucleotides. Lineage: Eukaryota; Metazoa; Nematoda; Chromadorea; Rhabditida; Gongylonematidae. The record is from the annotation of a GenBank genome assembly.
AUGAUUGACAUGUUGGAACGAGUGCAACGAAUGUGUGAAACAUCCGGUUCUGGAUCGGGAACGGCCAGGAAAUACGAUAGCAGCGGUAGUGAUGCAGAUUUGGAUCGAAGGGAUCACAUGAGCCGUAAAGCUGAAAUUUAUCAAUAUAGCACUAUAUCAUAUGAGACCACAGAUAAAGUGGACUUCGCACCUAAACUAUAA